CCGGGCCCUAUUCACCGGCGCACGUUCAACUUCCGUCCAGCUCAUUCCAUCUGCAUCAUCAAAGUUGACAGCGAAAACAUACAAAGUUUCUGAAGUUCACGGUGUCGGACAAAACCGACAGUGGACCCCGCCGAUUUUCGACCUCCGUCGACAUGAUUUCACUGACAAUAAUCGCUCGUGUGGCGGACGGACUGCCGCUCGCUGCGUCCAUACAGGAGGACGAGCAGUCAGGAAGAGAUCUCCAGCAGUACCAGAGCCAAGCCAAGCAGCUGUGCCGUAAACUGAACGCUCAGAGUCCAGACCGCUGCACCCUGGAGGCUGGAGACAUGAACUUUCAUUAUUUCAUAGCACAGGGUGUGUGCUACCUGGCCCUCUGCGAGGCCUCAUUUCCCAGAAAGAUGGCGUUUUCAUACCUUGAAGACCUCCACAGUGAAUUCUAUGACCAAUAUGGAAGAAGAGUGCCCACAGUGACGAGGCCAUACUCUUUCAUCGAGUUUGACACAUACAUCCAGAAAGCAAAGAAGACGUACAUCGACAGCAGAGCCAGGAGGAACUUGGGCAGUAUCAACACAGAGCUGCAGGAUGUCCAGAGAAUCAUGGUGGCAAAUAUUGAGGAGGUUCUACAAAGAGGAGAAGCUCUUUCUGCUCUAGACACAAAAGCCAGCAAUCUGUCCAGCAUGUCGAAGAAGUACCGCAGCGAUGCAAAAUAUCUCAACACGCGCUCCACGUAUGCCAAGGUGGCAGCUGUGGCAGUGUUCUUCAUCACGCUCAUCGUCUAUGCGCGCUUCUGGUGGCUCUGACAGAUUCAAUGAGGGAGAAGCUGUUGCAUUUCUGUUAGAUACCAGGGUGCCUUAAAUGGCUCAAUACAGUCUUAUCUAUUAGAUGGAGACAGAAAUGCUUUAUCUUUUGAGAGGACCGAUGUAUGCGAUAUAAACUGAGCCAGAGUCAGCGAUGGGACUUCUCUACAAAAAAACAAAUGCUUCAUGGUGAGUUCAUGUACCUGUGUUACUGGAAUAUUAAGAGCGGGGUGUUGAUACAUUAACAGUUACACACUGGUGUAAGGGUUUUGUCCAGCGUUUCAACAUUAUGGCGAGACACAUUUUGUAAAAAGUCUAAACUGUGAUAAAAGAAUGUUUAUUGUUCACAAAGUUUACAUUGUAACAAAGUCUUAUUGAAACAAAUAAAUAUUUAUCAAAUUGUUA
This is a messenger RNA of Acanthopagrus latus (yellowfin seabream), 1202 nucleotides long. RefSeq names its product SEC22 homolog B, vesicle trafficking protein a (gene sec22ba). NCBI's taxonomy places the organism in Eukaryota, Metazoa, Chordata, Actinopteri, Spariformes, Sparidae. Gene Ontology annotation, biological process: vesicle fusion with Golgi apparatus; endoplasmic reticulum to Golgi vesicle-mediated transport; retrograde vesicle-mediated transport, Golgi to endoplasmic reticulum. Gene Ontology annotation, cellular component: SNARE complex; Golgi membrane; endoplasmic reticulum-Golgi intermediate compartment. Bases 153 to 800 code for a protein of 215 amino acids. The transcript has 5 exons. The record is from RefSeq and is a predicted model, not a curated record. Gene Ontology annotation, molecular function: SNAP receptor activity.